Messenger RNA from Fusarium graminearum PH-1, 558 nucleotides. RefSeq lists its product as uncharacterized. The transcript has 2 exons. NCBI's taxonomy places the organism in Eukaryota, Fungi, Ascomycota, Sordariomycetes, Hypocreales, Nectriaceae. The annotation marks the transcript as partial. The record is from RefSeq and is a predicted model, not a curated record.
AAGGUCAAGAGCUCACACAUGCCGAGUAACAAUUGUAUACAACCACCAUCUUCAAGUCUACCACAUCUUCAACACAAUGGUCAACCCACUCUAUCUUUUCUCUGCUCUGUGCAUGGUAGCUGGGGUGCAAGCCUGCAAAAGAACCUGCUCUGCUACAGGCGACAGCGCAGGCACUUGUAGUUACAACUGCGCCCAUGUCUGUUCCAGCAUUUCCGCCAACGAGGCUCGAAACACGUUCCUUGUCGCCCUUCAGUCCAGUGGCAACUCAUGCUCUGCAGUGGGAACGAGCGUCAUUCACUGCACGAAGACGGCCAGCUUCGGGAGCUGUUAUAAUCACUACUGGUCUUGUGGGAGGGGGUGUUAGAUAGCGACGCGUUGACGGCUAUUGAGUUGGGACAUAUCGACAAUAGUUCACAGGAGUUGUUUGUGUGAGUCUGUCUCAUGGGAUACACUCAGAGAACUUGGGAAUUCUUUGCCCCACAAAAUCGUCUCCUUCUCCAUAUCCUUACAAGUGAUUUCACUCCUUAUCAGUCAAUAAUCUAUUUCGCAUAAAUACCC